Molecule: messenger RNA, 939 nt
Organism: Conger conger (European conger)
Lineage: Eukaryota; Metazoa; Chordata; Actinopteri; Anguilliformes; Congridae
Product: trace amine-associated receptor 1-like
Exons: 2
Coding region: 1-939 (312 amino acids)
Biological process (GO): G protein-coupled receptor signaling pathway
Cellular component (GO): membrane
Molecular function (GO): trace-amine receptor activity
Source: RefSeq, a predicted model, not a curated record
AUGACUGAAGACCUAUACUUCUGUUAUGAGUCUGUGAAUAAGUCUUGCCCAAAGAUCAUCUAUCCACCAAUGAUACGGGUUAUGCUGCAUAUUUUCUUUGUAGUCAUUAUUGUUAUAACUCUGUUUGGAAACCUCCUUGUCAUCAUUUCCAUUGCUCACUUCAAACAGCUGCACACUCCAACAAACUACCUCAUCCUCUCACUGGCAGUGACUGACUUCCUAAUGGGAGGCUUCAUCUUGCCUCCUUACAUGGUGCAAAUUAUUGAAACAUGUUGGUAUUUUGGUGAUAUGUUCUAUCGAUAUUAUGCAGUUUGUCAGCCCCUACACUACCGGACCAAGAUUACCACUUAUGCCGCAGGGACAAUGAUCCUGAUCAUUUGGAGUGUGGCUGCCUUUGUUGGGUUUGGGAUGGAAUUCCUGGGACUGGAAAUUUUGGGGAAAGAAGAUUAUUAUUAUGAAAAUGUUGCUUGUGUAGGAGGCUGUGUUCUGUUUCAGACUGAAACAGCAAGUACAAUAUCUUGCAUUAUCUGUUUUUAUAUGCCUGCGUUAAUUAUGUUGCUUAUGUAUCAGAAAAUCUUCCAUGUUGCGCAGAAGCAAGCCCGGUCUAUUCACAGCAUUGCCUGUAACAAUAUGCACUCUGAAAACAGCACAUCAAGCAAAAUGGAGCGUAAGGCUACAAAGACCCUGGCAAUUGUUAUGGGGAUAUUUUUGUCAUGCUCUACACCCUUUUAUGUGUGUAACCUAAUUAAUCCAUUCAUUAAUUAUUCCAUUCCACCUGUUUUAAUUGAAACACUUUUCUGUAUUACCUAUUUAAAUUCAACAUGCAAUCCUAUCAUUUAUGCUUUCUAUUACAGUUGGUUUCGGAAAGCAUUCAAAAUUAUUUUUGUUGGUGAAAUAUUUCAAGCUCAUUCCUCAGCAGUAAAACUGUCCACAGAUUGA